Molecule: messenger RNA, 1814 nt
Organism: Notolabrus celidotus (New Zealand spotty)
Lineage: Eukaryota; Metazoa; Chordata; Actinopteri; Labriformes; Labridae
Product: complement factor H-like
Exons: 10
Coding region: 1-1167 (388 amino acids)
Source: RefSeq, a predicted model, not a curated record
AUGACUGAACUCUGCUUUGUUCUUGUUGUUUUAAUUCCUGACAAAAUGUGCAUGAGAUGUCUCCGGUGUGUUCUCCUGGUUUGUUUCUCAGGAUUGCUGUAUGCCCAAAAUGUGGAACAGCAUUGUCCUGCUCCAAGCCUGGAUGGUGGUUAUUUUCUCCCAAAACAAGACACAUAUUAUAAUGAGUCAACAAUAAUAUAUGCCUGUGAGAACAGACUUAAACCAGCAGUGGAGGGUUGGUGGAGUACAAGUGCAUGUCAAAAUGGAAAAUGGAUUCCUGAACCACAAUGUAUCGAUGAAAAAGCCUGCGUUCCGCUGACAGUAACAAAUGCAAAAAACACUGAAAACUCAAACAGUUGGUUUAAGGAGGGAGAGAAAAUAAGGAUAACAUGUAUGGAGGGGUAUGAACUGAAAAACUGGGACGCCACAGCCGUUUGUUUGAAUGGAACCUGGUCCUCUGUGCCCAUCUGUGAGAGAAGCAAUCAGUCAUGCAGUGAACCCCCUAUAAUCCCACAUGCAGUCAUUGUAGGUCAGACAUAUCAAGAGCUAUUUGCUCUAGAUUCUAAAGUGAAUUAUGAAUGUGAAGAUGGAUAUGCUGUGGAGGGAGCAGAGAGCGAAAAAACAAUUGUCUGCAUAAAUGGAGGCUGGACUGCGGGCCCAACAUGCAUCAGAAAAACUAGACCUGGUACUGGACACGGACAGGGUGGAGCCACAGGGGGGAGACAUGAAGGAGACACUACAUUUGCUGGGAGAGCGCCGCGGCCUGUGGCUAUCAGAAACUGUGGAAGAUAUCCCCUGGUCCCUAAUGGUGAAGUGUUUGGAUAUACUGACUGGUUUUUAAAGUACAGUUGCAACAGUUUCUACAAACUGGAGGGUCAAAAGACAGUUAUGUGUUAUAGCGACGGCUCAUGGUCACGGGCACCCACCUGUAAAGUUGCCUUCUGUUCUGUGGACACUGAUCAAUAUCCUGAAUUAGUCGAUGUUGGACUCCAAUAUUUAAAAGAUGGUGAGAAGGUUGAAUUUGAAUGUGUGAAAAAGAGUCAUUGGUGGUUUGAUCAUUACUCCGUGGCCAAGUGCACUGAUGGAAUACUGAUGCAAAAGAAAUGUUGUAACAGGAUACAGUUAAAUACGAGGACUUGCAGUGGCUGCCUCACCAGAACGUGCUGAAUCUGGAUCUACUCUUAACUGGCUAGAAACAAAUGUCACCCUGAAUAAUAAAUGUUUUUAAUGGUGCAGUCACACACUGCAGGCUUCUCAUAUAAAGCUGUAAUUACAAACAUAAUGAAGAAACAAUUUUUACGUCAACAAAAUUAUUGGAUGAAUAUGUGUAUUGAGUGAACUGGCCUAGAUAAAGUCUUUCACUUUAAUUAUAAAGGGCCACAGAGCCUUGAUUUCACAAACAUCAGUGUUUUUUAAAGGUUUUAUUAACCGUUCUCACACAGUUUAAAAAAAAAAAAGCAGUUUCAGAAUGUGCAGAACUAUAUAUUUAAUUUCGUGCAAAUACCAAAUAACAAAUAUACAUCAUUAAAACAACCUGAAGAUGCAAGUAAUGUUUUUUCCUGUGUUGUCUGUUUUACAACUUUCACCUCACUAAAAACAGAUACUAUAAAAUAAAUCUGAAACCACAUAUUACAUGUAUUUUAAAUAAAGUUCAUGAACAUGUGCAGGUACCAUCUUUUGUAACAAAACUUAAAAGUUCUCGUGAGAUUUUGUAGGAACUAUUCUGCAAGGAUUCUUGAUUUCCAAUAAACGUAUCAUGUUUUACAAAUGUAUUUUGUGUACUUUAUCUGAACACAUGUAAAUCAGUGAUAGAC